This is a messenger RNA of Cadophora gregata, 1197 nucleotides long. It is a transcript of the gene ASK1, whose product is annotated as DASH complex subunit ask1. The coding region runs from base 1 to 1197 and encodes 398 amino acids. Gene Ontology annotation, cellular component: DASH complex; mitotic spindle pole body; mitotic spindle. Gene Ontology annotation, biological process: attachment of spindle microtubules to kinetochore. NCBI's taxonomy places the organism in Eukaryota, Fungi, Ascomycota, Leotiomycetes, Helotiales, Ploettnerulaceae. The transcript is spliced from 4 exons. The record is from RefSeq and is a predicted model, not a curated record.
AUGUCUCGUCCGACCUCUACCGUUCGACCUUUGUCCCUGACUGAAGAGCUCGAGAAACUCGAGCAAUCUAUUACGCUAACAUUACAAGAAAUCGACCACAACUUCAGCCGAGCCCAUCGAAUUGUAACAUCGAGCAUCUUGCCAGUCGUUGAACAGUAUGUAGAACGCUCAAGUGCAGUUUGGGAAGGUUCAAAGUUUUGGAAGCAAUUCUUCGAAGCCAGCGCCAACGUGUCCCUAUCAGGGGUCGAGGAGCGAGAAGAGGAGGAGGACGCUUCUUAUACUCAAUCCCAUGGAGACAUCAGUACCUAUGCAACCUUGCAGCAAGGAGACGAUAGCGCUAGAUACCCAAGCCGUCAACACGAUGUCUAUGAUCAAACUGAUGACUCUCUGCUCGAUGAUGCCGACAUUAGUGGCAGCACACCUCGGGCUACACGUCCCAAGAGCUCUUCUUCUAAUAAGUCAAGAUUCGCAGAGUACCCUUCUCCAUACGAAGAACUAAAGCAGGAGUUGAAGGGAGGGUCUCAGUGGCAGGGUAGAGGAGACGAGACUGAGUUGCCUUCAACCCCAGGAGCCAAGUCCAGAAUUCCAGACAUGUCAAUGACGCCGAUGUCUUCCCCAUUCGACCCAACGUCGUAUCUUCAGUCUACUGCCAAUCGCAAGGCGGCAGAUCCAUUAUUGCACAGAGUUCUGGACAAGAAUUACCGCAUCCAGGCUACGCCUCAUACCAGUCGCAAGGAACAGAAGACGCCUGCAAAUAAGCCAUCAUGGCAAGACACGACUUCGCCCAUGUCAUCGCCGCCUGCAGCCGUGCCGCAGCUUCAUGCGGAGAUCUUUAGUUCUCCCUUCCGCCAGCAGUACAGCCGGCCAAAUGUGCCAAGAACUCCUGGUGUUAGUGUCCAAACUCCUGCCAAGAAACAGCUGGUUUCUGGGCCGGCGAAGAAGGAUGAGAUCAGCUGGGAGAGCGACAGCGAUGAAGAUGCGGAAGGCGUCUACAGGGAGUUAGGCAUGAGUCCGCCCAAGACUAUACAGUUCUCCUUACCACAGUCGAGACUUCUUCAAACACCAGCAAGGGAGGCCAGUAAACGUAUUGUGGAAGAUUUGCUCACUACUGCCGGGGCCGGAUUCGACGGAACAGACGAUCUGGAGGACAGCCCCAGCAUGGUGGCAGUAAAGGAUGGGCUUGAUGAUAGCUUUUGA